This is a messenger RNA of Betta splendens (Siamese fighting fish), 2030 nucleotides long. RefSeq names its product protein FAM8A1-like. The transcript is spliced from 5 exons. NCBI's taxonomy places the organism in Eukaryota, Metazoa, Chordata, Actinopteri, Anabantiformes, Osphronemidae. The record is from RefSeq and is a predicted model, not a curated record. The coding region runs from base 20 to 1006 and encodes 328 amino acids.
CGCGACGUCAUCCUCAAACAUGGCCGACCGAGGAAACACAAACAUGGAAGUCGAUAAGGAAAAGAGCAAACAUUUCGCCCACGGACUUAAGCCGGUUAUUGACGAGGUCGCUCAAAGAACAGAGGCGCAGAAUGAUGCCGACGACGGGAAGGGCGUGGGUGGGAGUCGCGCCACGACGGAAUACUGCGAAAAGCUCCAGGCGUGGAUGUGGCAGUACUACACGGGCUACGUGCACUGGCAGAGCUGGCUGGCAGCGUCAGCCAUGACGUGCCCUCACUAUUCACAGGCAGCGAGCGGCACGUCCGCGGCCGUCCCGGACUUUACCUCCCCGACCUGGUGCGCCGGUCCGUUCGGCCUGCCGCCGCCGCUGCCGCUGCCGUAUCCGCCCCCCGUCGCGUCCGCCAGCAGCCGGCCGGGCGAGGCUGCGGUGUCCGCUCAGGCGCCGCAGCAGGAGCACGGCAACGUCCCGAGACCAGGUCGAGAGUAUAGUAUUCCUUCACCGCUGCAGAGGCUCCUGGCUGAGAUGGUGGAUUUCUUUAUAUUGUUUUUCAUCAAAGCAUCUAUAAUCAUCUGUAUUAUGCACCUCAGUGGAAUCAAGGACGUCUCAAAAUUUGCCAUGCAUUUUAUUGUGGAAGAAAUAGAUGAGGACACGUCGAUGGAGGAGCUGCAGAAAAUGAUGCUUGUUGCACUUGUGUACCGGAUAUUAGUGUGUGUUUAUGAGAUUGUGUGCAUUUGGGGAGCAGGAGGAGCCACUCCGGGCAAGUUUCUCGUUGGACUCAGAGUUGUUACAUGUGACUCAUCAGUUCUGGUUCAGCCCAACAGGGUGCUUGUUGUUCCAGCAACGAAUGUAUCUCUGUCCGCAUCAACCGUACGAGCCUUGAACAAGAACUUUUCAAUUGCCUUCUUCUUCCCGGCCUUCAUCACACUCCUGUUCUUUCAGCACAACAGGACUGUGUACGACAUGGUGGCUGGUACGAUCGUUGUCAAGCGCUCCAGGCUUAGAUGAUGCUGAAGAGCUGAGACCACAGUCCACCAACAACUCUGAGAAGGCACUGUGUGAUGUUUUCUGCGCCUGCGGAACGUGUAUACUGCUUUUUUUGCGGCUUCGUUUGAACACACGGGGGCAUUAAGGCAUUGACGGACGGCCUGAUACACAUCAAACCGAUGUGGGAUUUUCUGUGGCUUUGGUUUGUUUCAGACACACGCUGUCUGCAUGUUGGUCUCCCUUUCUGACAAUGGUCUCAAAUUGCCCAGCAUUUCAUUUGCUAAUCAUGCGUAUGUGGGAGUACACCUUCAGUAUCCGUUUGUAUUUCUCAUCUUUGGGAUGUAUUCUUUUGUGACCGUUACACCACUACACAGUGCUCAUAUUUUAGCAACUGAAAUGUCUAAUGUUGCACUGAGGUGUAAUAAAGAAAAAUGUAUAACUGAACACCACUGUAGUCCUCAGAGAAUGGGGCCUAAAAAUAAUGUAUUAUGGAUUUUAUGUAAUUAAGUGUUUUUUGCAUUUAACGAGAUUAAAUUAAAUCCUCACUAAUUUCCUGCACAUUUAACAUCUCUGGUGUUUCAUCAUGCUUAUUAUUUUUUUUUAAUGUCAUAAUGCUGUAAUACUUCUAAUAACUGCUCUAAACCACUGUCAUCAAAACACCAAAUCAGCAAAUAUGUUUGCAGUUUGGGACGAUGGCUCACAGUCAGAGACCAGAACACCGCACAACAUCUGUGGAGAGACGUGAAGCAUUCACAGAGGCUCCUCACUCUUACAAAGGUAGAAGGACUCUGCAAAAUGAAUAAUCAAGCUGUAACUGGUGUGAAGGGCUCGUCUGAAAAGUUUGGAAAUAAGUUGUUUAAUGGUUUUGUACCUGGAAUAUUGUACAUUUGUCAUUAUGAGUUGUUGAAUGUAAAUACAUGAGCUGUUUUCAUUCAAUAGUAAUUCUUAAUGAGGUGCAAGAGGCAGUGUGUUUUGUAUAUUUAUAAUAUGAAUAUGUUAUACUUGUGGGCAUAUUGUAGUAGUUCUAAAACACUAGUCAAAUUCA